CUUUCUUUUCACAAUCAUCAGCAUCAAAAUGUAUUUGCCCUCCCUUCCAGACGUCGAACAACUUUCAAAGAGAGUUUACUACUACAACAACUACAACAACCGUAGUGGUUGGUACUCGUACAGAUGGCUUCUCAUCUUACUUUUAGUUAUUCCAUUCAUAUUGUUGAUUGCGAUUUUCAUUAGAAGACGCCGUGCAAACAACAGAACAGUUGUCUCCCCCAAUGCUGCCUACUACUCAGGACCACCACCACCAGUCCCUGACACCCAACAAACUGGGGGCUACUACAACGGCGGGGACCAGUACUACCAACAGCAACCACAACAACAACAAGGUACCGUGCCCCUGUACUACAAUGAAACCGGUAACACUGGCUAUCCGCAACAAGGAUACGGCAGAGAUGCCAUGAAUGGAACUGAAGAAUUCCAAAGACCUGAUGGCCCACCUCCAGCCCACUACAAGAACUAGUUUCUAAAGCAAUGCUACUAGGUUAACCGCGUAC
Molecule: messenger RNA, 500 nt
Organism: [Candida] anglica
Lineage: Eukaryota; Fungi; Ascomycota; Pichiomycetes; Serinales; Debaryomycetaceae
Source: the annotation of a GenBank genome assembly